GUCGACAAUCGCGUGCUUACAAGCAAUCGCAGAAGCGGUGGAAAGCAUGUUAACCCCUACCUCGGGUUCUGGAUCCCUAACCAGCGGCGCAUUUUAAGCUCACAAAGACAUUUGCCGAGACUGUUUACCUUUCUCCGGACAGGGUGGAGUUAAAGACAGCCGCCACAGAUGCGAUGGCGACAGAUCGACCAUUACAAAAGAUGAGGCUCCCUCGCAACAGGUCGAGGUGUGUAACUGUCGCUUCAAGUAUCUAGCCCCUCGCCAUGGCUCCCUCCUUGAAGAGUAUUCGUUUCCACCCAUGGUACAGCGUUUCUGUGGUUGCAUGGCUAGCAUUCUGCCACCCGGGCAUGUUUUCUGCCCUGAAUGGUCUUGGUGCUUCGGGUGAAGAAUCAGCCGGACUAUCGAAUACCGUGAAUGCUGUCACAUUUGGUGCUUUGACCGUUGGAGGAUUUUUCACUGGUAUCAUCUGCAAUUACAUCGGCUUUCGAUGGACUUUGGUGAUUGGUACACUUGGCUAUGCUCCUUAUGCAGCCGCGCUGUACACCAAUGCAGCUUUUGGUAACACAUGGUUUCCUAUACUGGGCGGUUUGACCUGCGGUGUCAGCGGGGUUCACCUUUGGACGGCAACCGGAGCCGUUAAUCUUGUCCUUCCGCCGGUUUCCCAGCGAGGUCGUGCGGUGGCCACAAAAUUCACAUUGCAGAACUUUGGUGGUUUCAUUGGAGGUAUUCUCGCAUUUGGUCUUAACGCCUCGGGUAGUGUUAAGGGGCGUGUUUCUGAUGCAACCUACUUUACUUUCAUGAGCAUCAUGUGUCUUGGUCUCCCGGCCGCACUUACGGUUCCACGACCUGAACAAGUUGUCCGAUCAGAUGGCUCAAAGAUUGCAAGCCAUAAGUUCCAAUCUCUCCGCGAAGAAUUUAGGGGAUUGAAGAAGAUGUUGAGCAGUUCAAACUUUUUGUUGCUGCUGCCAUUUUUCCUAUAUUGCCAAUGGGAUCUGUCUUACAUGUGGACAUGGAAUGCCGUUUACCAUAGCGUCCGGGCUCGUGGCUUGCUGUCUGCCUUUUUCUACCUGAUCGGACCCACCAUUAUUGGUCCAAUCCAGGGCUAUCUGCUCGACAAGACAUCAUGGUCGCGCCGAAAACGAGCCAGGAUCGGGUCCGUUUUGUUUGCAAUCACCUCCGCGCUGAUUUGGAUUUUCGGUCUUGUGGUUCAAUAUCAGUAUGACCAUCGUGAUCUGACAGUGGCCAUUGAUAUCGUUGACCCGGUUUUUGCGAAGUCAUUCCUCCUCUUUGUCCUCUAUGGGCUCCUGGAAAACUCAUCCAUGGUCGUCAUGUAUUGGAUUCUCGGCUCUCUUGGUCUGUCAGCAGGCGAAGUCGCGUCACUGGUUGGUCUUGCCGUGGGUCUAGGCUCUGCUGGAUCGACUGCAGCAUUUAUCAUCGGUGCGAAGAACGUGGCGCUGGUCUGGCAGCUUUGGGCGAAUGUUAUUACAUUCCUCAUCGGAAUACCAGGCUUGUUGUAUGUUGCCUGGUUUCGCGUCGUGGAAGAUACAGUGGUGGAUGCGGUGACUUCUAAGAGGCUGGAGAACGAGCCAUCAUUGUCUGAAGAGAAGUCGCGGAACUCUAUCGAGACCAAUUUGGUUCCCGGUGUUGGAGCGGAUGUGAUCGUCUCGGGCUUAGUGAGGCAUUCCAAAGAGCUGACUGAACCGAAGGUGACAAGUGUGAAGUAUUAAAGAGAGAAGUCCUGUCACUCACGGCUUGUCGUCAAUGUUGAGAUAGGCCAGUCUCUUGGAAAGGUCUCAACCUCCAAAGGGUCCUUGGGUUAGUGGCUGCGAUGGCACACGAAGCGUUGGUGCGCAAAUUGGGCUAGCAUGAUUUCCAUGGUACAGACACUGAUGUGACCGGCUAGCUCACUGAUGGCAUCAUGAAGAACCUCCCUGUAGGCCCUGUCGGUAGUAGCAAGUGUCAAGGUGGGCACAUUAUCUGUCAGGAACUGAGAGACAGGAAACAUGACCAGCAGACUAUGCUACAAUAUAUCUUCCUUAACAGCAA
Exophiala dermatitidis NIH/UT8656 is the source of this 2046-nucleotide messenger RNA. RefSeq lists its product as uncharacterized. The coding region runs from base 264 to 1727 and encodes 487 amino acids. Lineage: Eukaryota; Fungi; Ascomycota; Eurotiomycetes; Chaetothyriales; Herpotrichiellaceae. The transcript has 12 exons. Gene Ontology annotation, molecular function: transmembrane transporter activity. The record is from RefSeq and is a predicted model, not a curated record. Gene Ontology annotation, biological process: transmembrane transport.